Pomacea canaliculata is the source of this 3261-nucleotide messenger RNA. RefSeq lists its product as uncharacterized. The transcript has 2 exons. The record is from RefSeq and is a predicted model, not a curated record. Gene Ontology annotation, biological process: deoxyribonucleotide biosynthetic process. NCBI's taxonomy places the organism in Eukaryota, Metazoa, Mollusca, Gastropoda, Architaenioglossa, Ampullariidae. Bases 1083 to 2393 code for a protein of 436 amino acids. Gene Ontology annotation, molecular function: ribonucleoside-diphosphate reductase activity, thioredoxin disulfide as acceptor. Gene Ontology annotation, cellular component: cytosol.
GGAGAUUUUUGGAUCGAAUAUACUACUCAUCUGCCUUCUGAAAAUGAAGUAAGAGCCAAAGCAAGGUCACCAGAGAAAAAACGAGUCGAAAUUCCUGGUGGACUGUACGAUUCGAGCGAGUAUUUUGUGUGGUUUCUCAACACUGUUUGUCAGAAAAGCCUUCAUCGUGCUUCGGACCCUUUGGGCAAAGAAAAACGCCUGUGGAUCGAGUACGAACGUGCCUCCAAGAGCACGCACAUCAAGCUGUACGAGGAAAAUACGACGAUUCGGCUGAGUCCAGCGCUACAGCGAGUGUUGGGAUUUUCAAGAAACACGUUUUUAGGAAAAGGAGACUAUUAUUCGACCACGAAUGUGGAUCUGAACGAAAAUUUUAAGAGUGCCUACAUCUACUGCGAUCUGGUCAGUCCGCGCCCCGUGGGUGACGUCAUGGCCCCGCUUCUCCGCAUAGUGCCCAUGACCGACAAGACGCAAGACGUCGUGCAUUAUAUCUUUGAAAAACCUCACUACAUCCCACUCAGCCGGUCAAAUUUUAAUUCGGUGGAAAUCCUUUUAACGACAGACACGGGUAAAGAGUUUUCAUUUAGCAGCGGAAGUACCAUCGUGACGCUUCAUUUUCGUCGGAGGACCCACUUCUAGGAGGAUGGUACGUUACACACCGUAUCAUAGCAAUCCUAAAAUCUACGAGGACUACUACUGCUCUCAGGUCGGACAUGGCUUGUCUGUGUUUGCCGGUGGGCGUCACAUGCGAGGAAGAGGACUUGGGAGUCUGUUGAGCAGCGUAGGACGCAUGAUUCUUCCGCUUGUCAAAAGAGGUGGAAAAGCUUUGUUGAAAGAAGGUCUACACACCGGCGUUCAGGUUGCUCAGGACAUGAUGUCUGGUCAAAAUUUUAAGACGGCGAUACAAGAACGAGGGAAAGAAGCAGGCAAGCGUCUGUUUAACCAAGCCGUCAGUGCAAUAUCAGGAUCCGGUGCGCCCCCUGGCGAACCUGCCCGAAAACGUAUAAAACCAACAUUUCACCCACGACGUGUUCAAAAGAAGAAAAAGAAGACGACGAGCAGUACGGCAGACAUCUUUGGUUAACAUGGCUCUCAUCCACCCUAAAUCUUGCGAGAGCGUACAUUCCGGACUAGACUUGUUUUCCGUCCCUCCUACGCAAACGGCUGUCGAGGAAGGUUGUUUUGUAGAGUAUUACCCGCUCAGUGCCAUCUCGACAGGGGCUCCCAUCGAAUUUUGUAUCAAUGGCGCCACAGAAGACUACUUGGACCUCAGCAACACCUUUUUGCACGUCAGAGCCAAAGUCACCGAGGCUGAUGGGUCAGAUUUGGCCGACGGUAAAGACGUCGCUCCCAUCAACUACUGGUUGCACAGUCUGUUUUCUCAAGUCGACAUUAGUUUAAACGACACUCUCAUCACAUCUAGCGACAACACGUACCCGUACAGAGCUUACCUGGAGGCGACGCUAAACUUUGGUUCUGAGGCCAAGAAAGGACAUAUGACGGCUGCCCUUUACUACAGAGAUUCAGCCAACCACCUAGAUGAUACGCAGGGAGACGCAAAUGCUGGCCUCAAGAUUCGGCGAGACAUGAGUGCUAAAAGCAAGGAAAUAGACAUGAUGGGUCGUCUCCACGCAGACAUUAUGCAUCAGGAACGCUACAUGCUACCAGGGGUGGACGUCAAGAUCAGACUGAUCCCGUCUAAAGCCGCUUUUAACUUGAUAGCUCACGACGAAGACGGAGGAUAUCGCAGCACCAUCACACACGCUUCUCUGUUUGUCCGCAAGGCCAAACUCAACCCUGCAGUGUCGCUCGCACACGAAAAGGCGUUAGAAAAGGGAACGGCCAAGUACCCCAUGAAAAGGGUGGUGCAAAAGACUUUUUCUAUUCCAGGAGGACAACUGUCACACGUUCAAGACAACCUGUUUCUCAGUCAAGCUCCCACGCGCAUCAUCAUCGGUCUAGUGGAUACCGCCGCCUUUAACGGAAAAUUGAAGGCGAACCCGUUCAACUUUAAAACACACAACCUGUCCUUUCUUUGUCUGUACAUGGAUGGACGUCAAGUGCCUGCCAAACCGCUGAUGCCCGACUUUGAAAAUCAACACCACGUCAGAGCUUAUCAUGGGUUGAUGACGGCUACCGGUCAUACAGGACGAGAUUCGGGCAAUCACAUCGGUUACAGGGACUUUGCGCUGGGCUACACCCUCUACGCGUUUGACUUGUCACCCAGUUUGGUGGACGGAGACCAGUUUGAGCUGGUCAAGAGCGGUGCGCUGCGACUGGAGCUAAAAUUUAGCGACACCUUACCCAACCCUGUUCAUGUGAUUGUCUUUGGUGAACUCGACAGCAUGAUUGAAAUUGACCGCAGUCGUCAGGUGCUGACAGAUUUUUCAGCAUGAACACGCGUGAGAUUUCAGCCAUCUUAGGCUCGGACAUUUAUGCUAGACGAGUGUUUAAAGGUGUGUACCCUAGAAACAAAUUGCCAACUCACCUCUCUCCUCGCCGUCCAAGUGCCUUCAUCAUCAACACCGACACAGCCUCUAAAAGGGGAGAACACUGGGUAGCCGUGUGGUUUGACGGACUUGGUAAAGCCGAGUACUUUGACAGUUUUGGUCUUCCUCCACGUCAUCGUGACAUCAACCACUUUAUCGAAACUCACAGCAUCCGAAGUCGUUACAACGAUCGUCUGUUACAAGACUUGACGAGUUCAGCCUGCGGGCUGUAUGUGCUAUAUUUUGUGAUGAUGAAAAGUCGCGGUGCAAGUCUCCACAGGCUCUUAGCCCCGUUUCACGCCAUAAACCUCCGGACCAAUGAUCGACUCGUUUACAGAAUGGUUCGACACCUACGUCACCGACCAACCCUCUCCAAGCCGCUAUAAAAAAACCCCGUCUUUUGCACAUCUGUACACCACACAUCCACCAUGGCUCCUGUUGACCAGAAUGCUUCUUCAACGAUGUAUCCGCUCGGCAAAGACGUCUUUGCUUCUGUGCGAACGUGGAAAGGCAUCGUCAAAAUUCACGUUCGACACUACACGGCUCCUAUCAACGGCAAAGAGGGACGACGUUUGCCCACCCAAAAGGGAGUAGCGAUGGAUGCGCAGCAAUUUCAAAAUUUGCUGAGGGUCCACAAAAAACUGACCACCGACUAUCGCAGGCAGACAGAAAACCUUGGUGAGACAAAACGACCCAAGAAGCUUCGCGUCGACAACGACGACGAAGAAAAAGACGACGAUGUGCUUUUUCCAGAUGACACAACAGUGUAAAAAAA